CGCAGGCGCGUAAUGGGCGCUCGUUUUCCCGGCGGACCUACGCUGUUGAGCUCUACCUCAUUUGCUAGGAAACGGGCGCCAGAAGUUUCUCAGACAAGGUCCCGCUUUUUUAGAGCGGUAAUGUGGUGCGCCGGUUAGGAAGGGGGUGGUGGGAGGCUCGGAGCCGCAGUGAACCAUGCUGGUGAACUGUGGGACAGUCUGUGAAGAGGCCCAUCUUCAAAGUACCGAGGUUGGAGUCUGCGCUGGGCAGGGUGUCUGCUGCAGGCCGAAAACUACACUUCCCAGCAUCCUUGCGGUGCCAGAACUACGUUGCCCAAAAGCCCGAGCGUGAUCAGCCGGCCUCUCACCUCCACCUACCAGCCCUGAAACAGGAAAUGUGGAGUCUCCGUGUUGGGCGCCUCCUGCUCUCUGAGGGUCGUGCCGACCGCCAGGUUUCAGUCCUCGGCGGGCAUUUCUCGCAGGCCCUGCGGAGAGACUUUUUCACCCCCACAACCAAAGAAGGAGAUGAUAUGAGGCGAGUGGACCUAACUCCUUUAGAACAAAGGAAAUUAACGUUUGAUACCCAUGCACUGGUUCAGGAUUUGGAAACUCAUGGAUUUGACAAAGCACAAGCAGAAACAAUUGUAUCAGCAUUAACCACUUUAUCAAAUGUCAGCCUGGACAGUAUCUAUAAGGAGAUGGUCACUCGAGCACAACAGGAAAUAACAGUACAACAACUAAUGGCUCAUUUGGACUCCAUCAGGAAAGACAUGGUCAUCCUAGAAAAAAGUGAAUUCGCAAAUUUGAGAGCAGAGAACCAGAAAAUGAAAACUGAAUUGGAGCAAGUUAAGCAGCAACUGAUAAAUGAAACCAGUCAGAUCAGAGCAGACAAUAAACUGGACAUCAACCUAGAAAGGAGCAGAGUAACGGACAUGUUUACAGAGCAAGAAAAGAAACUUAUCGAAGCAACCACAGAAUUUACCAGAAAUGAUACCAAAACCCGAAGUAUUAUUUCAGAGACCUGUAAUAAAAUUGACACUGAAAUUGCUUCUUUAAAAACACUGAUGGAGUCUAACAAGCUUGAGACCAUCCGUUACCUUGCAGAUUCAAGUACACCGUGCCAUGCUUCAAGGACAUUAGGAUGGCAGAAGUCUGGCAACAGGGGCCAUGUUUGCAGCAGAAUGGACAUCUCCCACAAGUGCCAUGUCUUACAAAUAGAAGGCUCAGUAUGACUUGUUUGACAAUGCUGUCCAUGUAAUUUGCAUAUAACAUAAGCUUAAGUGGCUUAACAAAUCCUAUGAAGAAUGCCCUGUCAAAAAAGGUUUUUAAAGCACUUGCCUGAAUAGAAUCACAGAUCAUUAUGAAAUUUAAAUAUAAAAGGUAAAGAAACUUACAGUCUUAUCAAAAGCAGACCAAAGGAGUAAGAAAACUUCAUCCUUUUUUACAUAGGAAUUUUUUUUUUAAUAAUUUUUAUCUCAGACUCCUCCUUAAAGAUGGGUUUUCACAAACCUUCUACAUUCUGAUUUUGUCCUAUUUUUCCUUUUUAAACAACCAGCCUCACUUUAGGACAAAAUUACUCUCUUUUCCCUCAACAAAAAAUACGUGUGUUUUUCAUACCCCCCCCCUUUUUUUUAAACUGAAAACCCAUCCUACUUUUCCUGGCAUAUGGAGAUAUUUCCAUAUUUUUAGUAGCUUAAUUAGAAUUCUUAACUCACAGAGGGCUUCCUGGGUGGCUCAGUCAUUUAAGUGUUUAACACUUGCUUUGGGGUCAGGUCAUGAUCUCAGGGUUCUAAGAUCAAGCCCUGCACGGUGUUCCCCACUGGGCCAUGGUGUCUGCUUAAGAUUCUCCCUCUGUCAUGCUCUCUAAAUAAAUACUCCUUUUUAAAAAAUUUCUUUAAUAGAAAACUUAAAAAUAGAGAAUUCUUAACCCUGAGAACCCUUAAUUUCUAGUGAAAACUUUGUAAGCAAUUGUGAACAUCUGUUAUACCAGCAUUCUUUAAAUUUGCAAAUUCAUAAAUACAUUUAAAAAUUCUGGAAUCCUAGACCUUUUAAAAUUUUUCUAGUACAGCUUUCAUACAUCCAAAUGUCUUUUAGUUUCCCUGUAGUAUAAAAUCAUGAGUAGAUAAGCCUAUGUUCAGUAAAUUAAUGUUCUAGUGUUUUGUCUUAUUUGGAAAUAAUCUAGAUAUUUAAUGGAUUUAAUUUUAAGUCAUCAUUAAACUUAGCAAAACUUUAAGGUUUCAAGUUGCCAAAAAGAUUUGGAGAAACUUUUUUAAAAGCUUCCUUAAAACUUUGUUUACUCUAAAACUUUGUUUACUCUUCUUGUUCUUUAAAAUUAUAUUUAAAUCACUGGGGUACCUGAGUGA
Messenger RNA from Suricata suricatta (meerkat), 2342 nucleotides. It is a transcript of the gene CCDC90B, whose product is annotated as coiled-coil domain containing 90B. The transcript is spliced from 9 exons. The record is from RefSeq and is a predicted model, not a curated record. The coding region runs from base 375 to 1211 and encodes 278 amino acids. NCBI's taxonomy places the organism in Eukaryota, Metazoa, Chordata, Mammalia, Carnivora, Herpestidae. Gene Ontology annotation, cellular component: mitochondrion.